CAUUUCACUUCAGGUUUUGUUGAGUAGAGAGCAACGUCAACAGCGUUCGUGUUUUCUAUAAUUGUUAGUUUGGUAAUUUUUAUAAAAGAAAAAUGAGGGAAAUCGUUCAUAUCCAAGCCGGCCAAUGCGGUAACCAGAUUGGAGCCAAAUUCUGGGAAAUCAUCUCAGACGAGCACGGCAUCGACCCCACCGGAGCCUACCACGGCGACUCAGACCUCCAGCUCGAGCGCAUCAACGUGUACUACAAUGAGGCAUCAGGCGGCAAAUACGUACCCCGUGCCAUCUUGGUGGACUUGGAGCCCGGCACCAUGGACUCUGUCCGCUCGGGCCCCUUCGGUCAGAUCUUCCGCCCCGACAACUUCGUGUUCGGCCAGUCCGGAGCCGGCAACAACUGGGCCAAGGGCCACUACACAGAGGGUGCCGAAUUAGUAGACUCAGUUCUCGACGUGGUGCGAAAAGAGGCAGAGUCCUGCGAUUGCCUGCAGGGGUUCCAGCUGACACACUCGCUCGGGGGCGGCACCGGCUCCGGCAUGGGCACCCUCCUCAUCUCCAAGAUCAGAGAAGAGUACCCAGACAGGAUAAUGAAUACAUACUCAGUCGUCCCCUCGCCGAAAGUAUCGGACACCGUCGUGGAACCGUACAACGCGACCCUGUCGGUGCACCAGCUCGUAGAAAACACGGAUGAGACAUACUGCAUCGACAACGAGGCUCUCUACGACAUCUGCUUCAGGACGCUGAAGCUCACCACCCCCACGUACGGCGACUUGAACCACCUGGUGUCCCUGACCAUGUCGGGGGUGACGACGUGCCUGCGCUUCCCUGGACAGCUGAACGCCGAUUUGAGGAAGCUCGCCGUGAACAUGGUGCCCUUCCCCAGGUUGCACUUCUUCAUGCCCGGAUUCGCACCUCUUACGUCACGUGGUAGCCAACAAUACAGAGCUCUCACCGUCCCCGAACUCACCCAGCAGAUGUUCGACGCCAAGAACAUGAUGGCCGCUUGCGACCCCAGACACGGCCGGUACCUCACGGUGGCCGCCGUCUUCAGAGGCAGGAUGUCAAUGAAGGAAGUGGACGAACAGAUGCUCAACAUCCAGAACAAGAACAGCAGCUACUUCGUGGAAUGGAUCCCCAACAACGUGAAGACUGCCGUGUGCGACAUUCCUCCUAGGGGCUUGAAAAUGUCUGCCACCUUCAUCGGUAAUUCCACUGCCAUCCAGGAGCUCUUUAAGAGGAUUUCCGAGCAGUUCACCGCUAUGUUCAGACGUAAGGCUUUCUUGCAUUGGUACACCGGAGAGGGUAUGGACGAAAUGGAGUUCACCGAGGCCGAGUCCAACAUGAACGAUCUCGUCUCCGAAUACCAGCAGUACCAGGAAGCCACAGCCGACGAAGAUGCCGAAUUUGACGAAGAACAAGAAGCCGAAGUCGACGAGAACUAAGUUUCAAUAAUGCGCGCUUUACGAGCUUUUUUCAAUAAUCUUUUUUUAAAUUUUUUCCCUUGUAUGUCUCUUUUUGUACAUUCCCGUUAAUAAUCGAAUACAUUACUUAACUUAUUCAA
Messenger RNA from Zophobas morio, 1555 nucleotides. RefSeq names its product tubulin beta-1 chain. Gene Ontology annotation, molecular function: GTPase activity; GTP binding; structural constituent of cytoskeleton. Gene Ontology annotation, cellular component: microtubule; cytoplasm. The record is from RefSeq and is a predicted model, not a curated record. Gene Ontology annotation, biological process: microtubule cytoskeleton organization; mitotic cell cycle. Bases 93 to 1436 code for a protein of 447 amino acids. The transcript has 2 exons. NCBI's taxonomy places the organism in Eukaryota, Metazoa, Arthropoda, Insecta, Coleoptera, Tenebrionidae.